Molecule: messenger RNA, 2125 nt
Organism: Amoebophrya sp. A25
Lineage: Eukaryota; Dinophyceae; Syndiniales; Amoebophryaceae
Source: the annotation of a GenBank genome assembly
GUUGGCAGUUGAAAUCUUAGCGAGUGCUUGAAUUUCUGGAGAAAGUGUGAAUAUCUUCUUACCACCAAGUCCUGCAAUUACCUUCCAAACAAGUACCUAACUAGAACUACAUGUGAAAGCAAAUUAAAAUGUGAUUACUAAUGUAGUAAAGACUCGCAGAAUACGAUUCACCAGAAGAAAGAUGGCGACCGUCGCAAAAGGUGCUCCUCCUCAGCAUGUGCGGGGUGCUGAUGUUGCAUGCUCUCAGGGAAGCGUGUCACGGUGGAAAGAAAGUCGGCGAUCCACGCGCCAGUCGGAAACUACACGGCCAUCGAUCUAUUUUGCGUAUGGAUCGACGACGCUCAAAAACAGUGACGUCGAAAGCAAAGCUGGGAGUGCAAAAAGCACACCAGGUUCUCCUGCGCAUGAUGCGGCGGAGCAAACAGCGGGAUGGAUCAACACGCGUGAUCACAUGAAUACCCACUCUGUUAUGAACAGUAGGUCUCGCCUCAAGCUUUUGCUUCUCUCGACGUUUGUUCCUUCUACAAAAUCUCUGAAGAUGCCGUAAAUUUCCUUUCAUUCUGGGAUUCUUGCAGACUAUGGUUCUUGGUCUGCGAACGGAAUCCUGAAAUUUCUAUGAGAGCAAGAGCUCUUCUAACAGCAGCGCCAAAAGCACUAUGGCAUUGCCCACUAGGAAUUUUCUGCACAAGGCGGACGCGUCCACUUCGUCAUACAAGGGAGUGAGCUUGACAUCCAAGAAGAGGGCAUCUUUUCUCUGCGAGGUAUGUUUCCACUACAGUUCAGCCGUGCUUGCACUCGUGUGUGUGGCCGCUCAAUGCGCAGCCGUUUUCUUUCCGGAGGACGUACCACAAAAACUCGUGUGGGUACCACUCGUCGUGCUUGUCCUUCUAGCGGGCAUAUGGCACCCAAAAUGCAGCUCUCAGGACCCGGAGACAGUACUAUGAUUUCCUUGCCCAACAUUUAUUUGACGUCGAAAAAAUAAGAAUGCAAUUAUGAAGUCGGCGCUUACGGUAUUAUUCUAGACGAUGCCCUGCUUGCUAUAUAUUUAUAAUAUUUAUAUUAUUGCGGAAUUGAGCUGCGCGCUGUGGCUGUCUGAUAUUGUAUUCGAUGUGGAUGCAUGCAACACAUGCACAGCACAACUGACUUGGUCCUCCAGCAUACUUAGAUCCAGCGUCCCAUGUUGUCAGUAUUUGAAGUCAGAAUUGCGAUCAACCUCUCUCCCAAGAAUCCUUCAGAUACGGCUGCUACCGGUUACUGGAGAGCAUCGCGACGUAUCUUCUGCCGCGCAUCGCUACCUUGCUUCGAACUCGUGGGUACUUUCUCUACGCAAAAGCUUCGGAAUGUUUUUGGUGUUUUCCGCUUUCUUUCCUACGGCAGAACAACAUGACCUCUAGUAGGCUAAUGCUAUAUAAUUGCCGCACAGAUGAAUCAGAAUAAGAAUUCAAAUACAUGAAGAUGAGUUCUUUACUCAUUUGGUGUUGUUUCGUUUUGGGAUCAAUUCGGCGAGUAUUCUGACUGCGACUCCAUUUGAGUAGCUAGAAGAGGUACUUGUGCACAGGAAGAGCCAAGGUCUUGUCUUCUUCGAGAGUAGCUCCUCUAACGUCCUGCUGUUGGUAACUGUCGGCCGACAUCUUGGAGACCGCAAGCGCUUGCAUUGGGAAGCAAUAGCUGUAGCAUUGGUGCAGAAGAUGUUUGGGGCCUUUGUGCAAGUGUCCCUCGCCUCCUCGUACGAUGACGACUGAACCCCAGGUCAGAGAUAGUAUGCGAUGAAUUUAUGUAGUUCAAAAUUUUCGUCCCUGGCGAUGAUGCGACUGAAGGCAUUUUCCAUCUCCUCCUUAGGUCGUGAAAUCAUCUCACAGUUCUUAUGGUCAAGAUCAGGGGCUUCGGGCCGCAUAUUAUAAUUUCUCUAGAAAUGCUGACAUAGUAAAUGUGAAAAAGUAAGAAGAAGGACAUUGUAGCUCUAGUGCGUCGAAGAGAUGCAGUGAUUUUGCCGUCCCAAAGGUGCAACAUACUCUCUGAGAAUAAAUCUGAUAAAACAACAAUUUUUGAGAAUCCGGCAUCGUCUGAAUUACCUUCCUCUAUCUUCAUACACCUAGCUUGCUGCAACAGCAAAAACAGGAGGACU